UUCCCUUUCCAGUUUUAGCAAGGUCGUACAAACCGUACCCGUAUAUCUCGUAUCUUACCCUAGUUACUUUGCUAGGUGUCAACCAUGCUUGGACAAGCAGUUCGCCGAUUUGCAACCUCUGUUGUUCGCAGUAGCCACUAUGCUGAAGGACCAGGACAGAAUCUGCCAUUCUCAGUAGAGAACAAAUGGAAGCUACUGGCUGGUAUGAUGUUAUUCUUCGGCAGUGGUUUUGUCUUCCCCUUCGUCGUAGUCAGACAUCAGAUCCUGAAGAAGUGAAGUUCAUACCCGUCUCACAUGGUCAUUUUGCAUCCUAGCCCAGAGAGCUCUAGCUCUCUGUUUCUUCGGAUGUGGUUCCCUUAAUAUUCUUUGUAAAUAAAAUAACACAACAAAA
Electrophorus electricus (electric eel) is the source of this 391-nucleotide messenger RNA. It is a transcript of the gene cox7c, whose product is annotated as cytochrome c oxidase subunit 7C. Gene Ontology annotation, biological process: mitochondrial electron transport, cytochrome c to oxygen. NCBI's taxonomy places the organism in Eukaryota, Metazoa, Chordata, Actinopteri, Gymnotiformes, Gymnotidae. The record is from RefSeq and is a predicted model, not a curated record. Gene Ontology annotation, cellular component: respiratory chain complex IV.